Molecule: messenger RNA, 1583 nt
Organism: Athalia rosae (coleseed sawfly)
Lineage: Eukaryota; Metazoa; Arthropoda; Insecta; Hymenoptera; Athaliidae
Product: serine protease snake-like
Exons: 1
Coding region: 290-1462 (390 amino acids)
Biological process (GO): proteolysis
Molecular function (GO): serine-type endopeptidase activity
Source: RefSeq, a predicted model, not a curated record
CAGUCUAUAUACGUCAUUGUUGUGAAUAUCGCGUAUGUAUAACAUCGGAAUCAGGUUUUCGUUGGAACGUGUUCGUGCGCUGUAAAUGUAACUUCUCUUGCCCCCCUCACACAGAACACGCGCUACCGGUCUUGAAUUCCGUUGAGGAAGGAGGAUAAAGUACGACGAUCGAGGAGGAAAAUAUCUAUCGGUGAUUCGGAGCGUCGAUUGUCAGUCGAUCGUUGCACCGCAGCCUCUGCCGAUCUGAGAGGAUUUUUGCCAAUUCUUGUGGAGAGGAGACCGUUCGAAUAUGGAGGGGACACCGGGGCGGAUAUUUUCGCUAGUUCUUCGCCUAUUUUUACUGAGCACCGUACUGUCGUCGCCCGCGACCUUGAAUCCACCGCGUUUGGUGAACAAGAAUUUGUUCGAGGGGUCUCGCUGCCGCAUGGAAAAUGGCCGUGGGGAAGGCGUCUGUCGAAAAAUGGUAGAUUGCCCGUCGAGGAUGCAGGAGGUACGGGAGGGACUCUACAGCGGACCGGCCGGCCGCUGCGGUUUCACGCGUUUCGACGAAAUCGUCUGCUGCGGCGACGGCGCCGGGCGAAAAUCGUCCGUACGGGGCGCCAGGGCGAAGAAGGCCUGCGAGGGAUUCAAAAAGAAGGUAGGGAAACUCGAAUUUCCCUUCUACACGGUCGUCUUCAACGGCGAGCGGGCGAAGAGCGGAGAAUUUCCGUAUAUGGCGGCGCUGGGAUUUCCGGCCCAGCCGGACGACGAAUUGCAGUUCGACGGUAUCAAGUACAUAUGCGGAGGGACCCUGAUAUCCGAGAAACACGUACUCACGGCCGCCCACUGCGUCAACAACAUCCAGGGAUUCGUUCCCGUCGAAGUCAUGCUGGGGACGAUAACUCUCGGUGGUGAAAGAAAGCCGGAGACUCAGAGGAUACCCAUAUCCAAUAUCAUCAUACACCCCAGGUACAAAAGGAGCGCAAAUUACGACGACGUUGCCAUUUUGGAACUCGGUAAUCCCGUUAACAUUUCCUACAUGGUUUUCCCCACGUGUCUGACCACCGAGCCCCCGACGGACAAGGGAAAGGACAGCGAGCGAAAGGCCAAUCUGAUUAUCCUGGGUUGGGGGGCGAUCGAUCUCGACGGAACGACGUCGACGAGCCUCCUGAAGGCCGAAAAUCUGCAGUUCGUUGGCAAGGCGGAGUGUUCGAAGAGCUACGAGAACAUCCAGGCCCAAAUUCCUAACGGCUUGGACGACGGGAUGAUUUGCGUUGGCGACCCGAACAGCACCAGGAGAGCGGAUACCUGCUGGGGCGACAGCGGAGGUCCUCUUCUCGUCACCGAUGUCCGAAAUUUUCCGCAAGUCGUCGGCGUAACCUCCUUCGGACAAGCGUGCGGUGGGAAGACUCCCGGCGUCUACGCUUCGGUUUAUAAAUAUUUAGAAUGGAUCGAGGAUCAGGUUUGGUCGAACGUUGUUUAAAUUUAUCAUCGGAUUUUCCCAUUAGGUCGGAAUACCACUGUGUAAAGAAAAGAAAGAAAUUAAUGGAAUGGGGGAAUCUGCAACGCCGAUGAAUAAUAACUAACCUUGUUUGUCUCUGAAA